Astyanax mexicanus (Mexican tetra) is the source of this 1765-nucleotide messenger RNA. It is a transcript of the gene znf706, whose product is annotated as zinc finger protein 706. The coding region runs from base 140 to 370 and encodes 76 amino acids. The transcript is spliced from 3 exons. The record is from RefSeq and is a predicted model, not a curated record. NCBI's taxonomy places the organism in Eukaryota, Metazoa, Chordata, Actinopteri, Characiformes, Acestrorhamphidae.
GGGUUUGAUUUGGGAGUAAAUUGGGACUGAUCCAUCUGGUAACAGCAGCAGCGCGCACAGCUGUCAGCCAAAAAAUACCUCUGAACUUUACAUUUAUCCACUGGAUUUACUCUUCAUUUGCCAAGUAAGCGUAGACAGCAUGGCUCGAGGACACCAGAAGAUCCAGUCUCAGCAGAAAAAUGCCAAGAAGCAGGCCGAGAUCAAGAAGUCUAAAGGCCACGACCAGAAAACGGCAGCCAAGGCUGCUCUGGUGUUCACCUGUGGAGUCUGCAGGUCGCAGAUGCCCGACCCUAAAACCUUCAAGCAGCAUUUUGAGAGCAAACAUCCUAAGAACCCCCUCCCUCCGGAGCUGGAAGGUGUUGAGGCUUAAAAACAGACACGACUUCGGUCCUGGACCCCGCACUACUCUUCUCGGAUCAAAGACUGUUGACCUUGAGUCCCUCACCCGCCGCCCGCUCCUCACUGGUACACUUUUUCAAUGAAACGAUGGCUCCAGCCUUGGCAAAAACGUCAGAUCAAUGUAUUACCUCAGUCUGCAGUCUGUCCUUUAUUAGCAUCUCUGGUGUAUUUCAUGGGUAGAGCUGAUUAAAAGGUAAUCCAGCUCAACGGUUUCAUAGACCUCUGAAGUUGUGCGUCAUUCUGUGGUCGGCGUCAUGCUUGUAUUAGGAACUCUGGGUCUGAGCUGUUUUGCUUUUGUGUGAGAGUUAAAAUGAAUGCCGGUUUUGAAAAUCUCCUCUGUGUCACCCUUCGAUACACACAUUUCAAACCACAUACUUGUAGUCUUGUGUCAUUUGAUCCUCUGAAUUACGAGGCUGUUGUGGAGGAGAAAUAAAAGUAAUACUAUAUCUGUGAAUAUAACUGCAAGCUAACACUUCCGCACAACAGGACUGGCACUAUGAGACUCCCCCAAACCACGCAAACUAAUCUGCAAACACUGUUAUGUGGGGAGGUGAAGGGACUUUACUGUUUGAGUUUAGUUUAGUUUAACAUGCUCCUUUAUGUCACAUCUUUUGAGUGUUCAGCAAUAAUAGAUGAUUGCAUGAAUUUCCAGUCAUGUGUCAAACUCUGAUAUUAAUGUUAUCUGUCCUAUCCUCUACAGAGCCAUAUUUCUGCUAAUAUAACGAAAAUGAGGUUAUUUACUGAAUAUAAAAUAAAACAAUAUAUACAAAAGUAUUGGCACAUUUUAAGUUGUAUCUUAUUGUUGUCUAAUUAUAUUUUUUAGUAAAUAAUUAGAAAGUAUAUUAGAAACUCAAUAUGCCAUGUAACUCUUCAGUUAACACCCUUCAGUUUUUUUUAUAGAAAAAGCCAGCUUGCACUUCGAGCUUCCUUUUAUGGGUUUAACGCACAGCUUCAGAGGUCUUUUUUGUUUGUUUGUUUGUUUGUUUUUCUUCUACUUCUUUUUUGGCUAGUAGCAGUCAUGUGCUGAUUGCAGUGGGCCUGGUUAAUAAAGGUGUGUAAGAUUUUCGGUCGUAGUAAUUUGAGUCCUUUUGCUCUGUUGGUUUUGCUAAAAGUACCUGUGGUAAAGACUUUGUAAUGGAGUUUCUGUGAUCAAAACGGUGAUUGGAAAUGUAUACAUAAAGGUGUUUCUCUUAAUCACUGGAUGAAGCCAAGAGUGACUGUAAAUCCUUUAAUUUUUUUGCUGCAGGAAUUCUAAUCGUUCACUGGAGAGAUAUUGCAUCAAUAUUUAAGAUGAGAUUCAUGCUUUUGUCACCUGGUUUCUGCACCAAUGUAAUAUAACAUUUUAAUAAAGUUUAACUUUGUUUAA